Messenger RNA from Suillus clintonianus, 588 nucleotides. RefSeq lists its product as uncharacterized. The transcript has 6 exons. Lineage: Eukaryota; Fungi; Basidiomycota; Agaricomycetes; Boletales; Suillaceae. Bases 1 to 588 code for a protein of 195 amino acids. The record is from RefSeq and is a predicted model, not a curated record.
AUGACCAGGGACGGCAUCAUUGCAGUGGGUGUUGCAAUACGCACCAUCUUGGUGAUUUUAGAUCAGACAAAGCUAGCUAAGAAUUUAUCGUUUUCGGGUCAGUUACCUGAUGAACAGACGAGCAGUAACGUGGAAGAGCGUAUGACGAUCAUACAGUUCGAACCCGGCUCAAAUGUAGGGCUCGGGGAAUUUGGGGGUGAAUUUCAGACCCUCGAAAACGGGGUGUCAAUUUGGGUGAAUUUGGGUCUGGUUCAGUUCGGCUGGUUUCGGCUGGAACAGUCAUUGCCAGCAGACAUACCUAUUCCCAAGGAGUCAAAGUAUAAAUUCUCGAACUUCAGCCCAGAUGCUGAAUGGGCUGUGGACAUUGGCGAGGCUGCUGCCGUCAAUCGAGAGCUAGAAGUCAGGUUGGGCAGUCGAGUUGAUGGCCUGAAACUUGUUGAACGAGGCCCAGAGAUGGAGGCCAUAGUCCACGUUUUUGAAACAUGGACAAAGAGAUUUCCGGGUGAUGUUAUCCUGGAGAAAUGGGUUGACGACACUCUCGAAGCUGCGCGAGGCCUCAUUCUUGCCGCGGGAAAAGCUGUGAGUUAA